GGUGGCCCGUGGGGCAGCACGGAGGGAGGGCCCCGUGAGGCGGUGCCGUGGGGCAGGAAGCGGUGUGCUGCGGAAGCCGGCAGCCCUGGCUGAGGCUGUUCGCACGCGUUCCCGGCCAGCAGCCCCCAUGGCAGCUCCUGGCACCUUCCUUGUGCCCGUCCUCCUCUUCCUCUGUGGGCCAGGUCCCCACCGUGCUGCUGCCCACAGCCACCCAGGGGUGGAGUGUGUUCUCUUCAACGAGGAGUACAUGGUCUGCAUGUGGGGGAGCAAAGAGAUGCCCACAGUCAACUACUCCCUCUUCUACUGGUACAAGAACGCCUCUGACAAGGUGGUGGAGUGCAAGCGCUACCUGCAGGACCAGGGUGUCAGGGCCGGCUGCUACUUCGAGCAGAACGAGCUCAUCCAGUUCCAGCCUUUCCAUGUUCUCAUCAAUGCCAGCGUUGGCGGCAAGACCCUGGAGAUCCCCAGCAAGCGCAUGGAGCUGCAGGACCUGGUGAAACCAGCGGCACCUGUCAACCUGACCAUCCGCAACAUGAGCAACAAUCAGCUGCAGCUGACCUGGGCCUCCCCAUACCCCAGAGGCAAGUGCCUGGAGCAUGCUGUCAAGUACAAGAGCAACAAGGACACCAGCUGGACGGAGCUCUCAGUGAAUGGAGAUGUCUUCUCCUUACCAAGUGUGGACUAUGAGAAGUCCUACACCUUCUACGUGCGCAGCAAGAUCAACAAAUACUGUGGCAGAACCCAGUUCUGGAGCGAGUGGAGCCUUCCUGUCAUCUGGGGCAGCAACUCCACCAGCAAAGGCACGGUGGAGGAACAGCUGUACUGGUUUGGGAUCCGCGCGGUCUUGAUCCCCAUUGCCUCCUGCCUGCUCCUGCUGAUCCUUCUCAUCCUGCUGGUGCGCAUGGAAAGAGUAUGGGUCAUCCUGAUGCCCCGAAUUCCCAACCCCAGCAAGAAUUUUGAUGAGCUGUUCAUCACUCACAACGGCAAUUUCCAGGAAUGGGCUGGAGUCCCCAAGGACGUCGUGGAGAGCUUCAAGCCCAACUACAGCGAGAACAUCUGCUAUGUGACUGAGCUGCCACCCAAGGACAGCCACGAGCCCCUCUGGGACAACAGCAACCAUGCACCACCUCCAAUGCCUGGGCCCCCAGCCACCCCCAGCGAGCACAGCCCCUACCAGAACAGCUAUGGGAGACUGUGACACACUCCUGCACCCCUGCAUCCCUCAUUCUCCACAGCUUUGCUGCCCAAACCUUACUGCUCCCUGCUUCUGCCAUGCCUCUGCCGAAUGUUCUGGAUCCUGGUUUUGCUUCCUUCCAGCCUCUCCCUGCUCAGAGGUGCCCACAAGCACACCCAGGGACGUGUCCUGAUGAGUGGGCAGCUGCAGCUGAGCAGGCCAACUGAUGGGGACACACAGAAUGAUGAGUCCUAGGGGGGCCAAGUGUAGAAAAAUAAGGAAGGAUAGGCAAGAAAGAUUGUAAACCUGCUCAAGUCCCUUGCAGCUGAUGUAGAAAAACAUAUAUACCAUACCCGUUGUUGUUUAGUUUUGUGUGUUCAGUAAGUAGAAUUCUGUGUUUAGAUAACACAGGCCUGUGAUAGACUUAGUGGCACCUUAUUUAACAUGCUUUAGAUUCCUGGCCUGCUGUGGGAAAGAUCAAAUCACAGUGGUAAACCACAACGGCAGAAAUCCUUGAUAAACCGGCAAAAACAGCAGGUUUAGUGAUCCUCUAGGGUGGACCAAGAUCCACAGUGCCUGCAUCCCUGCUUCAUGUGCCUCUGCCUGGGUGCUGCUUGGGGGAUCCUCCAGUCGGUGAGGUAACGAAAAUAAAUUUCCUCUUUGGCUUUCAUCCAUGGUUGUGUGGCUGUUCCUGUGUCCUGCCCGUGCUGGCU
Molecule: messenger RNA, 1887 nt
Organism: Ficedula albicollis (Collared flycatcher)
Lineage: Eukaryota; Metazoa; Chordata; Aves; Passeriformes; Muscicapidae
Gene: IL2RG
Product: interleukin 2 receptor subunit gamma
Exons: 8
Coding region: 128-1198 (356 amino acids)
Biological process (GO): cytokine-mediated signaling pathway
Cellular component (GO): membrane; external side of plasma membrane
Molecular function (GO): cytokine receptor activity; protein binding
Source: RefSeq, a predicted model, not a curated record